Molecule: messenger RNA, 1446 nt
Organism: Cajanus cajan (pigeon pea)
Lineage: Eukaryota; Viridiplantae; Streptophyta; Magnoliopsida; Fabales; Fabaceae
Gene: UMAMIT17
Product: nodulin MtN21 /EamA-like transporter family protein
Cellular component (GO): membrane
Molecular function (GO): transmembrane transporter activity
Source: RefSeq, a predicted model, not a curated record
GAGCACUUCACGUUUUGAGGGUCACCCACAAACUCAUAAGUCACAACUCACAACCCAUAACUCGUAGAGAGAGUUUGUGUGUGUUUUGUGUGUCACCUAUUGGAUCGGUGCAUGCAAAAGAUGGAGGACCAAAAUGGUAGUGGUAAGUUCAGUGAGGGGCUUCGCAAGGUGAAGCCUUAUCUUGCUAUAUUGUCCCUUCAGUUUGGCUACUCAGGGAUGUAUAUCAUCACUAUGGUUUCUUUCAAGCAUGGCAUGAGUCAUUGGAUACUCUCAGUCUACCGUCAUGUAGUUGCAGCUAUUAUAAUUGUCCCCUUUGCACUUGUCCUUGAAAGAAAAAUACGACCAAAGAUGACUCUUCCCAUCUUCCUCAGGAUAGUGGCACUUGGUUUCCUCGAGCCAGUGCUAGAUCAGAACCUGUAUAACAUGGGGAUGAAAAUGACCUCAACAACGUUUGCAUCGGCCACUGUUAAUGUCCUCCCGGCCAUAACUUUCGUAAUGGCACUCAUUUUCAGGCUAGAGAAGGUGAACUUGAGAAAAUUCCACAGCCUAGCCAAGGUCAUUGGAACAGUUAUAACAGUUUCAGGAGCUAUGGUUAUGACCCUGUACAAAGGCCCUGCAUUUCAAAUCAUAAAGGGUGGAGGAGCCAUCAGCCAGCAUAGCAACUCUACCAGUACUACCACUGAACCCUCUGACCAGCAUUGGAUAGUUGGCACAUUAAUGCUCGUAUCAAGUUGUGCUAGUUGGGCUGGUUUCUUUAUUCUGCAAUCAUUCACUUUGAAGAAGUACCCAGCAGAGCUCUCACUCACAGCUUGGAUUUGCGUGAUGGGUAUCAUUGAGGGUUCAAUCGCAUCCCUUAUAUUUGAAAGAGACUUCAGUGUGUGGGCCAUAGGCUGGGACUCUAGGCUUCUUGCUUGUGUUUAUUCUGGGGUGAUAUGUUCUGGAAUGGCGUAUUAUGUGCAAGGGGUUGUAACUAGGGAACGUGGACCAGUGUUUGUGACAUCUUUCAGCCCUCUAUGUAUGAUUAUCACUGCUGCAUUGGGUUCCCUUGUCUUAGCCGAACAAGUUCAUCUAGGAAGUAUAUUUGGGGCGAUUCUGAUUGUGUGUGGACUUUACACUGUGGUGUGGGGCAAAAGCAAAGACCGUCAGAGCACAAAAGAUAUAGGGAAAGAUGAAUUCCUGCUGAGGUAUUGAAGAAAGGGUCAGGGAAAAAUGUGGCACUAUCGACAAUAACAACAUCAUGAAGGUCCUUUCAUGGGACUAGCCAUAAUUUUUCCUGUUAUCUUUAGCUAGAUUGAGGCCAAGAAAGAUUUUGUGCUCAAAAUCUUUACCUCACUAGCUUCAUUUUCAUUGUAUCUUUCUUGUUUUCCUUUAACUUUAUUCCGUGUUUCAGAAAGUAUAAUGUGAAUCAAAUAAUGCAAUGCUUCUGUCUCUUUUUUGUCCUCCCAA